AUGAAGCUCAUCAUACUCACAACUCUACUAGGCCUUUGUAUGGCCACACCAAGUCCAGCUCCAGUAGAGAAAUCUCCAGCAAAAAAGGUAACGGCAAAGGUUACAAUCGAGAAAAAGACAGUUCCCCAAAAACCAGCUUCAGAUGUAAAAGGCCCUAAGCUGGCAACUACUUCGAACAAUUCCAGAUACCCAGUUACCAGAAUUACAACUGUAGCGGAUAAUAAAGAUCCGGAAUCCGAGGAGCCGAAGCGAACUGAAACACUUCGAAGAUACCAAAAGAAACAAAUGGGAAAGAGAAACCCGUUUUUAGAUCCACACUAUGAAGAUGAAGCCUUGGAGAAGUUAUUUGGAGUCGACGAAAUGGAGCGAAAUCCGUACCUCCAUCCGGACGUCAUUGAAGGGCGUGCAUUUGUCAGUAAGAAGACUGGACUUAUCUUUUACAAGGACGAUUUCUACAGGGAAAAGAGAAAGGAGAGUAGAGCGGCACAGGAAGCAAGGAUUAUCGGGGCAAAGGUUGAGCCCAUAGAGGGUAAGAGUGACUACAAGGAAGAUCGAGAUGGCAAAUUUGACGAGUGGCUUGCCAAGUCCAAGGCUGUUGAAGUGGGUGCCAGAAAGUUGUACGAAGAAGCCAGGAGGAAGGUGGACAAAGUAGUCCUACCAGAGCCUAAGAAGAGAUUCGGAGAAAGACUAGAGAAGAUUCUUAAAAAUGUCGAAGGAAUCACCAAGGAGAUUAAGGAACUUGAAAAGACUGAAAAGAAGAAUACAUCCGAGGCGAUUGAAAAGGCACUUGGGUACUUUUUAGGCCACUUUCAAACCCGUGCAUUGAUAAAGUCUGACGUUAGUGAACUCAUUCUCGAUGUUGCCAGAGAACAAGAGGAUGGAGACGAAGUCCUCAAGAUCCUGGAACAGUUUCUAGUAGCCCUUGAAAGGUCUCCACUGGCUUAG
Messenger RNA from Theileria equi strain WA, 945 nucleotides. RefSeq names its product signal peptide-containing protein. Lineage: Eukaryota; Apicomplexa; Aconoidasida; Piroplasmida; Theileriidae. The record is from RefSeq and is a predicted model, not a curated record. The transcript has a single exon. Bases 1 to 945 code for a protein of 314 amino acids.